GAUAGUGCUCGUCGCGUUCGGCAAAAGAAGACGACGGCUGAGAUACCAGAAAGAGAAGCAGCAGAAAGAGUGUAUUAAUGGAAACGCCGUUCUUUUAAUGGCUGCCAGAAAAAAAUCUGAUUGAAAUUGCUCUGAAAAAACUUUUUCAAUCAAUGUAAAAUUAUGUUUUGGAUGUGGAAAACAUCCUAAAUAAGAUACAAAUGAAGUGCGCGUCCGAUUGUGAGUGAUUUUCAACAUCCCAGUGACUUCCUUUGAGGUGAAAAAUGGUUUGAAUUAGAUUUUUUCUGUUUCAUUAUUCACGGUCGAUUGGAAUCGUUGUUCUGUGAAAACUGCAUUUCGGAAGAAAAAGGAGAUUGACUUUGGGAAAAUGAUUUGUUGUGUGCCGAGAUAUGAAUGAUAGCUUCCAUUCAGUGAAGAAAAAUACAUUCUGCAGCAUUCCCGUGGAUCGUAGCAAAAUGGUGCCUACGGGAGAGACACUUUCGUUCUUGGUCUAAUUGGGAGUUGGCUCAAAUUUGAGGCCAUAGCACUACAGCAGCAGCAGCAUGUUCCCCGGGACACAAACAAUCAGCCAGGAUAUCUGUGAUAUUUUGAUAAUGUGUGUUCCGAAAAAGUAAUUGUUUGUGCAACAAACUUCAUAAUGGAAAACUCCAAUGCCAAUCAUCCUCCGUCUCAGGGCGGAGAGAUGAAACAGGAUGGCAGCACAACGGGAGCUCCAAUUGUACCAAGCGCGGAUAUUCAUACUGCUCCAACGGCCCCAACGGGAGAUCAAUUGUCAACAUCUAGUUAUCAACAUUACGGUUAUGGAGGUCCGCCCUCAAUGAUGGAUCAUCAUGGCAAAGAUCCGUACUAUCAUGCUGCCGCAGCAGCCGUUGCAUCUCGUCAUUAUGAUCCAUAUUCCAUGCAUUCUCAGUAUAAUCCGUAUCAACAUUCUUCGUAUCAUCAGGCACCAUAUGGAGGGCAUUCCUACCACCAUCAUCAAAACCUAACCAGUUAUCCUCAAACAGGAAGUAGUCAUCAAUCGAUGAUGCCUACAGGUGGCCCUCCAUCCGCUGCCUAUCCAGGGUACCCCAGUCAGGGUCAAAGUACACUAUCAUCAUCCGGUCAACAAACAUCCGGGCCGCCAAUAGCAAGCCUCGAAAAAUCACCAGAUAAAUUGAAAACAAGCGGAAACAAAUCUCCACCAUCAGCCACAGCGCUUCCGCCAGUUCGCGACGACAAGAAUAUGCUAAUUGGACCAAUUUCGGGGGGAGUGGAUACCACUGAUAGUGCAUCUGGGAUUCCUCCUAAGCGUAAAAUUGAAAUAUUGGAUAAUGUGUUAAUUAAAAAAUCAAAGCAAGUAUUGGAGGCGGAGAUCCAAGAGAAAAAAUCUCCCUCAACAGAAACGAGCACAUCAAACAGUUGCGGAGACACCUCCAAAUCUUCCUUUCAAAUCUCUAACCUGAUCGAUGAAAAACCGAAUCCUCCAGAAUCACCCUUACCAGUUCCCGCGUCAAGUACACAAGGGUCAACACCUCCAGUUGAACAGCAAAUUCCACCACAUGAAGGUAAUUCGUCGAAAGAGUCAAAGAAGAAUGAUCCUGUUGAAUCUGAUUCUCUGGUCUUCCAACCUCCGGCUAAACCUGAGGAAACCGAACAACCCAGCGCUACCCAGCAAAUGGAUUUCGACAUUUCUGAGAAAUUGAAGGAAAUGGGCGAAAUCAGCGUUAAACCUGUUUCUAAGAACGAUGCAAAUGCUAGCAAAGCUAAAGAAUUGGAAUGUACCGAAGAAAUUUCACUGGAGAUAACCAAAAAAGAUGCCGCCAUGCGGAAGGUUACAAACCUGAGAAAGAAUAUCAAGGAAGUUAUGGACGAUAAUCAGUUAGAUGCUUCAACUUUGGCUGCCCAACGGCAAGAGUUAGAGCGCUUGGCUCGCGUUCAGGAACAGCAACGAAUUAUUCGUGAAGUUCAGAGGCAAUUGGCUCUUGAACGGCAAACCAAUAAGACCGAACAGAAAGUGAUGCAAUUCUUGCAAGGACAUACAUCUAUCCUGAAGACUCAGCAACCGGGAACAUCGACUCCGGUGAAGGUCGGCUAUGUGAAGAAUCCGUUCGAGACACGUGGCCGACCACCGAAAGCUCGUCCUAUUCAGGGCAAUCUGACACCGUCGGUGAGCAUUGCUCCCGUCAAGACAUCAAGUUCCUCACAUGCGGGCCAAAUUCAACCGAUUUCAGUGCGGUCAUUCGAAGAUAUGGUAGAUAGUGAGGAUGAACUUGACGACGAGGACGAGGAUGAAGAUGACAGUGAGGCGGAAAUCAUUCCUACUCAGGAGAAGAAAGAAAUUGUGACGAUCGACAGCUCAUCGGACGAUGAUUGUAUAGUACUAUCAGAUGACGAUGAAGAACCAGAGGACGAUUCAGAUGAUGAUCCACAAAACAGUGGUUUGCAUGUAAACGAUACAUACAACGUUCCCGAUGACCAGGGACGGGUGGUUAUAAACGUUGGUCACGCUGAGAGUGAGCAGGAUAUAUUCCUUGCGCCGCAAAUUGCCCGUAUCAUCAAGCCUCAUCAAAUUGGCGGAGUUAGAUUUUUGUUCGAUAAUAUUAUUGAAUCUAUUGAACGGUAUGAUACUUCCACCGGAUUUGGUUGCAUUUUGGCUCAUUCGAUGGGCCUUGGAAAAACUUUACAGCUGGUUUGUUUCUGUGAUAUAUUUUUAAGACAUACCAGUUCGAAGACGGUGCUAAUAAUUAUGCCUAUCAAUACAUUGCAGAACUGGCUAAAUGAAUUUAACACAUGGCUUCCGGAAGAUGCGGAGAAUAGCUCAUUGAAAAACCAUGGCGAUGUUCGGCCGAGGUGUUUUAAAAUAUUUAUUCUUAACGAUAGUCACAAAACGCUCAAGUCGAGAACGAAAGUUGUGCUCGAAUGGGCCAAGAACGGUGGUGUCUUGUUGAUUGGCUACGAGAUGUAUCGAUUGCUCAGCCAGAAAAAGAUGACUAAGAAGAAAAAGAAGAAGAAAAAAGGUGAGCAGAUAGUGUUGGAAGAUGAAAAAGAAUCCAUAGAAGAGCAGAAGACCAUGUUCGACGAGAUUCAUGAGGCGUUGGUGAAACCUGGACCGGAUUUGGUUGUUUGUGACGAAGGACACCGAAUAAAGAAUUCUCAUGCGAGUAUUUCUGUAGCACUCAAACAAAUCAAAUCGAAACGAAGGGUAGUGUUGACGGGAUAUCCACUACAGAACAAUUUGCUCGAAUACUGGUGUAUGGUUGAUUUUGUUCGUCCAAAUUAUCUUGGUACUAAGACUGAAUUUAGUAACAUGUUUGAGAGGCCUAUUCAGAACGGCCAGUGUAUCGAUUCUACGCCACAAGAUAUAAAACUGAUGCGUUAUCGAGCACAUGUGUUGCAUUCUUUAUUGCUUGGUUUUGUACAGAGGAGAUCUCAUUCAGUACUGCAAAUAUCGCUUCCACAGAAAGAAGAGUAUGUUCUAUUGAUACGUAUGACAGAGUUCCAACGUAAACUUUACACAAUAUUUAUGAACGAGGUUGUACGAACAAAGGCCGUUCCUAAUCCAUUGAAGGCAUUUGCUGUUUGCUGUAAGAUAUGGAAUCAUCCAGACGUGUUGUAUAACUUCCUGAAACAGAGUGAACGCGAUUUGGAUUUGGAAAUUGAAGAAGUUGAACCACCGCCAGUUUUGAAACCAGAAACCUUACCAGUUCCACCCCCGGUGGUAAUAGCGCCCCCACCAACAGAGGAGAAAAAGGAAGAAAAAGAAAAGAAAAAGCCCGGCAAGAAACCAGCACCCCCGAAACCGCCAAAACCUCUGGCUUUGAAGAAGGAUGGAACUCCUCGAAAACCAAGAACCACUAAGAAGCAGCAAGCUAUGAAAAAGCAAGUUGUGGGGAAAGACGGUAAACUUGUUCCUGCUGCAACGGUUAGUCCUAGUACACUCAACAAAGAUUCAGCAUCAGUAGAAGGUGCUACAGAACCACAAGCUCCCAUAAAAGUCGAAGCUGGUGCUAACGCUACCAAACAAGAGUAUCCCGGAUAUCAACAACAGCAACCACCCCAACAGCAAGGUACGUUCCCUGAAUACCAAGGACAGGGUUAUCAACAGCAAGCACCAACUGGUCCAACCGCUCCUUAUAGCUAUAACCAGAUGAAUCAAGAUCCAAGCAGUUACAACAAUUAUGGAACUCAAUAUGGAUCGAGUGAUCCCUACAAUAGCUAUGGUAAUAAUUAUUAUGGGCGGAAUGACUACAACUAUAACCAGGGUUAUGGAUACGGUUAUGAUCAAAACUAUCAAAACAAUUACAAUGCUGCGAAUACCUAUCAAAAUUCCAAUUAUUGGGGAAACAACUAUUAUCAACAACAGCCAUCCCAAAAUAACAACUAUAACAAUAACUACUAUGGCAAUGGUACGAAUGAAUACGGUUAUCCCGAUCAACAACAACAACAACAACAACAACAACAACAGCAACAACACAAUCAAACUCAACAGAUGCAGCAACAAGACUAUCAUCAACAGUACGGGACUAUUCCCCAGCAUGAGCAGAAAUGGGAUCCCCAUCAAACUGUGCCAGUUAAUCUGCCGUCUCAAACGAUUGAUCCGAUGUACCCGGCGCAACCGACAGAUCCUGCUGUUACCCAACAGCAGGCGAAUGCCCAAUACGCUGAUCAACCAUCGUUGGAGGAUCUGAAGGAACCCACAAAAUCGGAGGAGAUAAAGGAGGAGAAGCCUGCGGAGAUUGUCGAUAUGGACACUAAAAUUAUCAGCAAGGUAGAAGAUAUCAAGGAGGAAAUCAAGACCGAAAUUAAAGUGGAAGUUAAAACCGAGUCAAGCGAUGGUCAGGGGAUGAAUAUCAAAAUGGAAACCAUGGAAACUAAAGUGGAGGAAAAAUUGGAGAAAACAAUUAAAGAAGAAUUGGAAGAAGAGGAAGAGAAGAAACAUAUAGAUGAUAAAUCGAUAAAAAAGGAAGAGAACGAUGCUGAAAGUGGAUCUCCAAGUAUCAAAGAAGAGGUAGAUGAAAAUAAAUUGAAAGAUGAACUGCUAAAAAUUGAGGAUGAGUUUAAAGCUAAAGAAACUUCGAAAGACGGUGGUAAAGAGACUAAGGUCAAAGACAAGGACGAGAUUCCUUACGAAUGGGCCUUUGAGCUAAUGAAAGGUUACAUACCCGACCUAAUGGAGAGCUCUCCAAAGAUGGAAAUAUUUUUCUACAUUCUGGAAGAGAGUAUCAAGCUUGGUGAUCGGAUGCUGGUAUUCAGUCAGAGUUUGCUAACGCUCAAUCUUAUUGAGAGAUUUCUACAGAAAAACAGAAUUCCAGGAUCGGAGAAUCACUGGGCCAAGAAUACGAACUAUUACCGUCUGGAUGGGUCUACUACGGCACAGGAACGAGAAAAACUCAUCAAUGAGUUCAAUUCUAAUCCCAACAUUCAUCUAUUUCUGGUAUCGACCCGCGCUGGUUCGUUGGGUAUCAAUCUGGUUGGUGCGAAUCGGGUGGUUGUAUUCGAUGCUAGCUGGAAUCCAUGCCACGACACGCAAGCCGUCUGUCGGGUGUAUCGGUAUGGGCAGAAGAAACCGUGCUUCGUUUAUCGCUUGGUAAUGGACAAUUGUUUAGAAAAGAAAAUUUACGAUCGACAAAUUAACAAGCAAGGUAUGAGCGAUCGAAUAGUGGACGAAUGCAAUCCUGAUGCGCACUUGUCGAUGAAAGAAGUAACCAGUCUUUGUUAUGACGACGGCGAAGAAAGUGAGAUGAAAGAUUUCAGUGAUGAAAAAGAUAAAUAUAUUGACGUCGUCAUGCAGCAUUUACUGGAGUUGUAUUCGAAAAAACUAACCAAGCCGCCAUUUGCCCACGAAAGUUUACUUAUUGAUAGAAAGGAAAAAAAGCUUUCUUCGGCUGAAAAGAGGCAAGCCCAAAGAGGAUAUGAAUUGGAGAAACAAGCGGCUACUAAGCCAAGCUAUUCAUACACUUCGAUGGGAACCACAUACAGAGCGAUACGCACACCAGACGGAUCAAUUAUCCAUCGACCAGUGGCUUCGGUUCGACCAAUGCAGUCUGGUGACGCUGGGAAAAACACAAUAGGUGGAAACAGACCUACGAGGUGGAUUCCAGCCGAAGUUUGGCAACGACAGGGAAUGACAGCACAAGAAAUGACACUACCAAUUGAUGUCGUGAUUCCCACCAGUUCUGCGGACAAAUCUAACAUUGUUCUCAAGGCAGGUCAGAAGGUUAUGGUUCUAAAAUCACCGAAGGGAAUUUACAUGCAGCUAGAGACUGGUAAAAUAAUCGCUAUCCGAACAGCUUUCAAGGUUAGUCAGAACAAAGACGCGGUUGCGAAAGGUGGAAUGGUAUCAUCUGUCGCUACAGGUGGAAGAAGAGCAAGCUGUUCUUCCACGGCGACGAAAGCAUCACCUGUUGCUGCCUCAAAGGUGGGCGGUGAUUGCUCGGAAGGAAAUUCACUCAGUAUACCGUCCAAUUCGGAAGAUGAAGAUAAAUCCAAUUCGAGUAUAGUACCACUUGAUCAGGAUAGCGAGAAGGAUUUGAUGAGUGUGGAUGAUUAUCCCGAAAAGGGGGAAAUCAUUGAAUGUGAUUUAAAGAAUGAUGACUUGGAGGAAGGCGAAAUUAGGGAUGGUAUGAUAGGAUGUAGAAAAACUGUUUCUAGCGCAAGUUCUUCGUAUUCGGAGGUUGUUGUAGAACCCAUCGGAGAGCGUAGUUCCAAAUUCCCAAUGAUUCAAUCUGCUUACUCGUUGGCUCCACAACAACAGAGUUCAAGUCUAUCGAACUAUCCUCAUACUGCAAAUCAAUCACGAGUUUCUAGCCAACAAAAACCACAGCCGGCCACAGUAACUAUAGAAGAUGAAAUACCUCCUCUCAGGGAGAAAAUUGUAUAUAAACCAAAUCUCGUUGAACGAAAAUCGAAAGUUCCGCCAUCUUCGCUUAAAAACUACAGGCACAAAGCUGGUAAGGCACCGGAAACAUCCACAGUAACAUGUGCUACAAAAGGAAACAGUGGUGCUAACAGUUCACCCAGUAUUUUACCGAUAUCAGUUGCGUCUCACGUAACGCCUACAACUGAAACGCAUCGUACAAACGUUGGAGCGCAUCAAGCACCUGCAAAAACUGUGCCAGAAACGCAGCAAUAUAGUAGUGUCAAUCGUCAGCUUUCUCCCAACCAACUACAGCAACCAAUCAUUCAGCAACCGUAUCAACAGUCAUCAACCAACCCCGCAAAUCCAAUGUCUGCUGUACAGCUUCAGCAAUCAGCGUACAGUGUGCCAAAUUCUUCUACUGCCUCUGUCAAGAGUCCAAUCCUGCAUCAACCACAGCACAUGCAUUUGUCAUCAUAUGGAACGAACAAACAUCAACAACAGAGCUCUCACAACCAACAAUCUUCCUGGCAUCCAUACACCGGGACUGGCUCAUUCGGUUACUAUGGCCAACAAUCUCAUGUUCCUCCUCCGCCCCCACCAUCUCAGUACGAAUCGAGUCUUAACUUCUUAGAGAAGACGACUUCCGCUCUUAUUAACAAUCAAAACCAGAGUGAAUUCCAGACAUCAUUAAGCAACAUUACCCGGUCUCCUACUCCCACCGAAAGCUUCAUGGAGUGUCAACCGAAAGCCAGUGCACCUGGGAAGAAAAACGCUGCCAAAAAACCACCUAAACAGCCUAAAAAUGAUUAUAACGCUGCCAAAAAAGCAUUGAACAAGCGCAAUAAUCCUUCACCGUAUCACACGGUAUCAUCGUCCUCCGCUUCCUCAUCUCCUUCACCCUCACCUGCUGUUAUGAAUCACAGUCAAAGCAGUAACAGCAGUUCCCUCAGUGGAACUGGCACACCAGCAGGCAGCAGUAUUAAUUUGCAGCAAUCCGUAGGAUCGAACUCUGGAAACUAUACUAGUUAUCCGCCGAUAUCAUCCGCUAACAAUGCAGUACCGAAUUAUUACGAUCAGUAUUCACAAGUUCCGCCAUCGGUGAUACCAGAGACAGCUACCGCACAGACAGCUGGGAUGUACAACAGCCAAAGCCCAGCUGUAUCACAGCAACCACCUUACGGAGGACAUCCUGUCUCAUCCUACGGGGGUUCAUCAUAUACAUCUAGCAACAACACAACUGCACCUGUGAAUCGUUCCAACCACUAUCAAUCAUCAGUUGCUACGACAAUGUCCUCUUCUACAGUUCCAACUGAUUCAUCAAAUUAUUACCAUCAUCAGCAGUCAACAGUGCCACCGCAACCGCACUCUCAGAACAACCCGCAGGCUUACCAGCAGCAGCAGGUGAGAAGCCAUUCUCGUGGGUCUGCAGCGAAUAGUUACAUUCCUCCGCAUUCAGCCUCAAUCCAACAACAUCAGCAGAAUCCACAACAGCCCUAUUCCCAAGGUUAUACAGCUACCCCAACGACGCUGAACUCAAUUGAUCCGGCAUCUAAUUAUCAGCAACAAAAUCCAGCGAGUACAUCCUAUUCAUCCUACACUGCUACUUCUACCACUAAUGCACCCUCCGUAACUAGUUCCCCUUCUGCCACAACACAAACUGUAAGUUCCAAUGGUUCAGCCUUUCAUAGACCUGAAAGCGCUGUCAAUCCUGGCGGACCAGUACCUGUUCACAAUGCUGGAACAGGAGGCAACUUCGACACCCCCCCAACUUACAUCCCGGAAGGUGGUACUAACCCAUACCAGUAUCCUUAUCAGGCGGCUUCUCAGUACCAAACACAGGGCUACUAUCCACCUCCAACAUAUCCUUACUAUCCUUCAUCGGGUGCACCUUACCCUUCAACCGAUUCUCAGUAUCAUACUUAUCCACCUCCACCACCGCCUCCCUCUAACUACAAUUAUCCACCCUAUCCUAGUCAACCCGGUGUUGGACAAUGGCAGUAAGAGAAACAAAGAAUCUACUCUUUGUGGUCUGCUCUCUACGGAUGAUAUUUUUUUAAAAUGUUAUAUAUAGUAUCUGUUUAUAUAGUAUAUGUUUAUAUUGUUUUUUUCUUCAUCUCUCUGUCGAUGUUUAUUAUUUUUGCGAAUAGGAACACAAUAAAUGUGUUCAACGCGUUCCUGGAAAAUAGAAAAAGUUAAAAAUGUAAAGUUAUUUGAAAAUAUUUGAAACACAGAGAAGCUUCCGGACCAUCCGUAAAAAUCAUAAACAACGUUUUGGUAUUUGAGGAUAUAUUAUAUUAGUCACUCGUUGAAAUAUUGAGUGAAGAACAAAGUCAUCUGCUGUAAAUGUUGCGUAAAUUAAAAUUCACAAUGGAAUGUUUCGAUAUCACCUUUUUAUUUGUUAAAGUAAGUUAUAUGUAUGUAGCAAUUCAAGAAAUGCCGUCAAGUUGAAGUGCCGAAAAAUGUUUUCUGUAAAGCGAUUUUGUGACAGACUAUUGAAGAAUAUUUGACUGUUGGCGAGGAUUUUGUUAUUACGUUAGUCGGAGCUAAAUCGUGUCUGUUCUACCAAUUUUUCAACCAGUGUUUAAUAACAUAUAUACUCGAAACUUAAAGUAGCUUAGCUUCUCGAACUCCAAAUCAACACGAUUAAUUAUUUUCGACUGAAUUUUCUUCCGUUUCAUGGUUUCAAAUAUUCUUCUAAAGAAGCACGAGAAGAUUCUAUCUCUCUAUCUUCGCACAGUGCAAUGCAUUUUUGUUGAAUCUGAUUUGUAAAAGUGAGUUUUAUUUACAAUUGUUUUAGGUUUUAUAUAUAUUUAUAUUUAAACAAAGGAAUAUUAAGCAUCGUCACUCGUGCUAGCAAUUUAAGCACCCUAAAUAACUAGAAGACUUUACUAUACCAUAGUGUUUGAAAACAAAAUUUGUCGAUGGAGUUUCAGCUAGAUGGAAUACCUUCAUAAUGAAUGAAGUCUAGAAUUCUAGAUUGCUUCUUGCGUAUCGUAAAUGGUAUGUUUUCGCGAAACAAGCAAAAUACAAAAGUGAACAUUAGAAUGAAAUCACAUUUUAGGAACAGUAAAUGUUUUAAUCGAGAACACAUUUUACACCUAUCCGUAAUAGCAUCAGAAAAAUGGCCUGUAGAAAUUUGUAAUUUAUUAUCCAGAGUCUCUUUUGAAAUUAUUGAAAAGAGGACGAAAAUGAAAAGCGAGGAUUGAAGCAAAGCAUUUAAAUAUCUUUUAGAAUAUAAAAUGGUAGAAUAGAUAUUUUGAGGACUGUGACAGAAUGUUAUCUGAAAUGUCGUUUGAAAUCAUACUCUAAAAUUAAUUAUAAAUUAUGACUUCAUUUUAUUCGCUAGCGUAACGACAACUCGGUUCCAAUCUUGAAGGCGAUUAACUUGUGUAGUAUACAUCUGUAAAGCUUUGGGUCCCAGUUCUCCUCAUGUAAAAAUAUAUGUUUUAGAAAUGAUCCAUUCGCUCGCAUUAGUUUUCUUUUAUAAUGGUUCUUGAAGAAUAAACAGGAUUUUUCAAUUUCUGUCGCGUUCAUGUUUCGUUUAGAUAAAUUCGUUCGACUAGUAGUUUUGUAAAAAAAAAAUAAAGUUAAGUAAACUUGAGGUUUAAAUCAAUUUCCAUUUCAUAUGCCGCACGCGUCAGCGAAAUUUUAUAGGUAUUAUUAAAAUAAUAAUAAUUAUUCAAUGUUUAAAACAUUAAAUGAAACAUGGAAGAAAUGUGACAAUGCUUUGAAGAACGCAGUUUCUGUCUUCAAGAAAUUGCGUAUAAUAUGGUAGCAAGUGGUAUGAUUAUUUCAAUCAGAACAGUAUAAUUAUCAACUACAGUAAUACAAUUAACACGAUACUAGAGUAAUGUAUGAAGCGUAAUACAAAGUAUUUGAAGAAAUUA
Molecule: messenger RNA, 10725 nt
Organism: Toxorhynchites rutilus septentrionalis
Lineage: Eukaryota; Metazoa; Arthropoda; Insecta; Diptera; Culicidae
Exons: 6
Coding region: 638-8839 (2733 amino acids)
Cellular component (GO): nucleus
Molecular function (GO): ATP binding; ATP hydrolysis activity; ATP-dependent chromatin remodeler activity
Source: RefSeq, a predicted model, not a curated record